UUAAACAUCGUCUACCUUCCUAGAAACUUCAGUAUGACAAAAAGAAAAAGGUUGUUUUUAUAAAUUAAAAUAUCAUAUCAUACAAUAUAGCAAAGGGAUAAUCUCCAUUCACCAAGCCUCUGCGGUUACUUCCUCACUCUUUUAGUUGGAUUGUCAAAUUCUCUCAGGUAACUCUGCCCCAAAACCCAUUCCUCAUCCUUUCUUUGUUUUCCCCUCUCAUUCAUUCAUUCAUUCAUUCGUUCUUCUUCGUUACAAUCUAUUCUCUAAUGUAUAUUAUCCAAAAAGACUAUUAUUACUUUGGUCUAGGAUCACUCUUGUCUUGUUUAGAUUCCUGAACUUCCCUCCUUGUUCUUAAUAAUAUUUGUUAUCACUUUGUUCAACACAUCAUUUACUUCAAUUACUUGAUCUGUUCCUGUUCUCUGUAACUGUGUUUGGAGUGGUAAAACAUUCAGCCUAGUCAAAGAUUCUUGUCUCUGCUGUGUAGCUUUAUUUAAUAGCUAAGCCCUCAGAAACUAUAUCUCUGUAGAAAGUAAAGUUUUUUUGUUUGUUCGAAUUUUAUUCUUUGCGGCACCAACAUGCUCUCCACGGAUUCCCUUUUGGAAAAUUUCCCUUUUGUAAACGGUCCUAUCUCGGUGUUUUCGAAUCAGAAUCCGGAAAGUGGGUUCAAGGUGGAUGAUUCAUGUUCCCCUUCAGAAUCUGUCACUGAUUCUGGUCCUUCUUCUGGGACAAGCUCGAAUGGAGAACAUGCAGAGAGUACUAAGCACUCCAAUCCCAUUCUCAGAUACAUUAGUGACAUCCUCAUGGAUGAAGAAGUUGAUUUGGAGCGAAAACCCUGCAUGUUGCAGGAUUGUUUGAGACUUCAGGCUGCUGAAAAAUCAUUCUAUGAUGCAUUGGUUCGUAGUUACCCUUCAUCAACUGGUCAAUUUAAUGAUAAUCCUGACCCAGAUGAUAAUUUUGGUGGAACUACUAGUUCUGAGAGUUUUAGCAGUUAUACCACUGAUAAUUCAUGCGAGUCUGAUUGGUUUAACGGUGCUAGUGACUUGGAUUCCUCUUUCCUACAAAGAUCUCUAAUUGAUUCUCUGGAACACACAUAUGUAGCUCCUGAUCUGUUUAGAGAGACACAAGCUGGGGUCCAUUUUUCAAAUGGAGCCUGGAAUUUGAUUCACUUGCAGAACAAGCCACGUGCUAUUGAGGAUGGUGUGAUGCGGGGUUCUGUAACAGCCACAGGAUUGAGGGAGAAGAGGAGCUAUCAAAUGAAUGAUAUCUCACAUGAAGAAGAGGAGAAAAGCAACAAGCUUUCAGCUGUCUACUUGGAUGAUUCGGAGCCAUCUAGCAUGUUUGAUGAUGUGCUGCUGUGUAAGGAUGGUAAGAGUCCAUCUAUUUUUUAUGCUGGCCGUGAACCGUCACCAUCGCAGAUUGCUGACUCAGGAGGAUCUAAUGGGAAGAAAACACGAUCGAAGAAAGGUUCCAACAAGAGGACAAGUGCAAGCGCAACGGUGGAUUUAUGGACUUUGCUAACUCAAUGUGCACAGGCUGUGGCUAGCUUUGACCAAAGGACUGCAAAUGAAACACUCAAGCAGAUUAGGCAGCACUCUUCACCUUAUGGCGAUGGACUUCAGCGUUUGGCUCAUUACUUUGCCGAUGGCCUUGAGAAACGGUUAGCUGCUGGGACACCAAAGUUCAUUUCCUUUCAAUCAGCAUCUGCCGCAGAUAUGUUGAAAGCCUACAGAGUGUAUAUCUCAGCAUCACCAUUUCUCAGGAUGUCAAAUUUCUUGGCUAACAGCACUAUUCUGAAGCUAGCACAAAAUGAAAGCAGUAUUCACAUUAUUGACUUUGGGAUUAGCUAUGGUUUCCAGUGGCCUUGCCUCAUCCAACGGCUUUCAGAGAGGCCGGGCGGGCCUCCAAAGCUUCGUAUGAUGGGAAUUGAUCUUCCCCAGCCGGGAUUUAGGCCGGCGGAAAGGGUUGAGGAGACAGGGCGGUGGCUGGAGAAGUACUGCAAGAGGUUUGGAGUCCCAUUUGAGUACAAUUGCCUUGCACAAAAAUGGGAAACUAUAAGACUUGAAGACCUCAAAAUUGAUAGGAGUGAAGUAACUGUGGUUAACUGUUUGUACAGAUUGAAGAACCUAUCCGAUGAAACCGUGACUGCCAACUGUCCAAGAGAUGCUUUGCUGAGGUUGAUCAGGAGGAUCAAUCCAAACAUCUUCAUGCACGGGAUCGUCAACGGCACUUACAAUGCACCGUUUUUCGUGACAAGGUUCAGGGAAGCACUCUUCCACUUCUCAUCAUUGUUUGACAUGUUUGAAGCCAAUGUGCCUCGUGAAGAUCCAUCUAGGCUUAUGAUUGAGAAAGGGUUGUUUGGAAGGGAUGCAAUCAAUGUGAUAGCAUGUGAGGGGGCAGAGAGGGUUGAAAGGCCAGAAACCUACAAGCAGUGGCAAGUCAGGAACCAGAGAGCAGGGUUCAAGCAACUUCCAUUGGCCCAAGAGCAUGUGAAUAGAGUGAAGGAAAUGGUGAAGAAGGAAUACCAUAAAGAUUUUGUAGUUGGUGAGGAUGGCAAGUGGGUUUUGCAAGGAUGGAAAGGGCGAAUUCUUUUUGCUGUUUCUUCUUGGACUCCUGCUUGAGGAAUGACCAAACUCCUAACGCACUCAUUGCUAAGGAAAAUUGUUUUAGGUAUAACGUGCACGAUUAAGGGUAUUUUUAUCCUUGAAUAGAAGUGAAUCAUGAUCAUAUUAUUGUUUCUAUUUGAGUACUAUAAAUACACUCUUAUACGUGCACUUUAUGAACAAGCGUAGAAGACAGACUCCCCUGAAAUCACUGAUUCGAGAAGGAUAUCUAAUAUCUACAUUAAUGUACUAGUUAGUUUUCUAGUGAUUUGCCUAGAAGCAACAUAGGAUGAAGUUGGUAGUUAUUAUAAAUCUUCAUUGCUUACUAUUGUAAACUUUAUUUUCUCUUCUUUUUUUUUACAAGUGGUGAAUCAUUCCCCAACAGUUUGUCCCAUUCAAAACGGUUUUGCUAGAAUUUGGAGCGAAUCCUCGAAUUUGUUUGAGAA
Molecule: messenger RNA, 3046 nt
Organism: Glycine soja
Lineage: Eukaryota; Viridiplantae; Streptophyta; Magnoliopsida; Fabales; Fabaceae
Product: scarecrow-like protein 14
Exons: 1
Coding region: 576-2618 (680 amino acids)
Biological process (GO): regulation of DNA-templated transcription
Cellular component (GO): nucleus
Molecular function (GO): sequence-specific DNA binding; DNA-binding transcription factor activity
Source: RefSeq, a predicted model, not a curated record